Molecule: messenger RNA, 2077 nt
Organism: Suillus fuscotomentosus
Lineage: Eukaryota; Fungi; Basidiomycota; Agaricomycetes; Boletales; Suillaceae
Product: amino acid/polyamine transporter I
Exons: 12
Coding region: 359-1996 (545 amino acids)
Biological process (GO): amino acid transmembrane transport
Cellular component (GO): membrane
Molecular function (GO): L-amino acid transmembrane transporter activity
Source: RefSeq, a predicted model, not a curated record
AGACACCUGCAUGUACCUUCCGCUUCAGCCACAGAUACCAUCCGCGCGCUGAGGCCGAGGUGCCAAGCCAAUCUUGUUGAUUCUCUUCAGGUCUUUCACCGCUCAGCCUUUUUCACUAGUUCUUCACGGCUUCCUCGUUUUAGAACUCAAACUGCGGCCAGCUACCGUGAGUCAUACUAAAACUGCAUUGAGGUUUGUCUCCGAUCCGACCACGACCACGACCGAACACUGCCAGUGAUGGCGCCAUAAUGGUAGCCAAUGACUACUACAAUUCGCCGGGCCGACUCCUGUGGAUUUAUAAUUAUGAUACAGUCCUGCCAGUGAGUACCAGUCCUAUCAGCCCACCGUCAGUAGUCUCAUGACCAUCAUCGACAAUGUCCUGGACUCUGAAGUCCUCGCUCAAAGCGAAGAUGCGCAACAUGAAGGAAACACUCUGUCAGCAGCGGGAGCGCCAAUAGAGAAGAGCAGUCCCUUGGGUUACAAGGUUACAUUACUGUCUUCUGUUAUGCUCAAUAUCGGGCAAAUACUCGGUGCAGGAAUAUACUCUGUUCCAGGCGUCAUAAUGAAUUCCGUUGGCUCCGUCGGCUUACUUUUCGUCUUCUGGCUAUUGGCUCCAUUAUUCGCACUCGGAGGCCUUAUGAUCUAUGGUGAAUUCGCGAGUAUGUUCCCAAAGAGAUCUGGGGCAGAAGUUGUGUACUUGGAGCAGGCGUAUCCUCGUCCACAGUUUAUGGUCCCAGUUAUGUUUGCUGUAACUUCAGUCCUUCUUUCUUUUAGCGCAACAAAUUCUAUUGUGUUUGCCCAAUACGCACUUACAGCUUUCGAUGUCCCCAUCACUCCCGGAAGACAAUCCAUUAUUGCCAUAGCUGUCUGUGCUGUGGGUAUGUCUUUCGUCGCCCUGUCAACGAAAUGGUCCCUAAGAGCCGUAAACUUUCUUACUGGGUUGAAGGUUCUUUCUCUUGUCUUCUUGGUCUUUACGGGCGCCCUCGUACUUGGCGGUUUCACUCACAUCAGCGAUCCGUAUGCCAAUUUCCGGUCCCCCUUCAGUGGGAGCACGACCAAUCCAAAUUCUUUGGCUACUGCCCUAGUCAAGACUAAUUUUGCAUUCGCUGGUUGGCACAACGCGUUUAAUGUCAUUGGGGAAGUCCAUACGCGUGAUCCUGUCCGCACAGUACGCAAAGCCGGCUUACUGUCGCUGCUUUUAGUCACCUGUCUUUUUUUCUUCGUCAACGUUGCUUACGUGGCAGCGGUGCCAAAGGACGAGAUAAAAAAUUCUGGACAACUCAUCGCGGCUUUAUUUUUCCAACGUGUAUACGGAGAGAGCUUCGCGGCCCAAACCAUGCCGAUCAUGGUUGCUUUAAGUUGCUUCGGCAACAUCAUCGCUGUGACUGUUGGUCAGGCACGCGUAUUACGUGAGAUUGCCCGCCAGGGGCUACUUCCGUAUCCAAGAUUUUUUGCAUCGACCAAGCCAUUCGGCACGCCAUUGGGACCUGUGUGUCUGAAGUACUUUCUUACAGUCUUCGUGAUAGUCGCCCUCCCAGCUCGAGAUGCAUUCAACUUCUUGUUAGAUUUGUCUUCUUAUCCGAAUUUGGUGUUCAAUGCCGCAACUGCUAUAGGAUUGUGGCUUCUUCGGAAGCGGCAAGCGCUUGCUGGCCUUGCGCCUUCGAAGUAUCGUGCGGGGAAUAUUUACGUUUCCCUUUACCUCCUCAGCGCAGUAUUUCUUCUCAUAAUGCCCUGGAUACCACCGGAACCUGGUCAUAGUGACGUGUCUUUCUGGUACGCAACUUACUGUGUGGUGGGUCUGGGUGUCCUUGCGGUGUGCGGAUUCUAUUACUGGCUGUGGAUUAUCGUCUUGCCAUGGCUAGGGGGAUAUACCAUCGUGGAGGAGGUGGACCGGUUGGAGGACGGCGCAUUGACUACACGGUUGACACGCAAAUAUCACCCUUCAGUUGAAACCGUUGAUAAUGGAGAGCAACAACCGCUCAUUGCCAGUACUUGAUGGACUGAAAUAAUUGUAGUAACACCCUAUAAUCUGAUGCUAAUACUCGUGAAUCCUCGUAUCAGUGGUUGAUAUCAAAAG